AAUUGUAUUAUAAAUUCAAUAUGACAAACUUACUAUUAUGGAAUGCUAGGGGAAUAUCAAACAAGAGAGCAGAAAUAGAACAACAUAUUAAUAAUUUUGAUGUCAGUAUUAUAACCGAAACCAAAAUAAGCUGUAACAAAGACAUAUACUUCUCUGGGUACAAGGUAGUUAAGAGUUUAAAUCGGGAAAAUUCUGGAGGCAUCGCUAUUAUUAUUAAAAAAGAUAUAGAUUUCGAUACCAUAGAGCCAUGGAUUUUAAAAUCCAAUAAUAUCGAAGCUAUAGGAAUAAGAGUCAAAAAUACCUCGAUUAAAUUUAACUUAAUAGCAGUUUACAGAAAACCGUACGACAUAGAGCCAAAAUCAGCUUGGGAUGAUAUUCUCAAAUUUAGAGGCCAUGAGGCAAAUUCCAUUAUAGCAGGUGAUUUCAAUGCAUACCAUAGUGGCUGGAACUGUAGCAACAUUGAUAGAAAUGAUUAUCAACAAAAUGAGGAUUCGUGGGAAUCCGACCAUUACCCUAUAAAAAUUAACAUAGAUAUAUAUACAUAA
Molecule: messenger RNA, 545 nt
Organism: Formica exsecta
Lineage: Eukaryota; Metazoa; Arthropoda; Insecta; Hymenoptera; Formicidae
Exons: 2
Coding region: 21-545 (174 amino acids)
Molecular function (GO): catalytic activity
Source: RefSeq, a predicted model, not a curated record